Botrytis cinerea B05.10 is the source of this 1834-nucleotide messenger RNA. RefSeq lists its product as hypothetical. Bases 322 to 1611 code for a protein of 429 amino acids. NCBI's taxonomy places the organism in Eukaryota, Fungi, Ascomycota, Leotiomycetes, Helotiales, Sclerotiniaceae. The transcript is spliced from 3 exons. The record is from RefSeq and is a predicted model, not a curated record.
GGAGUAUUGAUUAUGAAGAAUCUAUGGUUCGGUUCAAAUGACCUACUCGUUACUGUACGGUCAGACAUAUUCACCGGACAACCUCUUGAUAUCUGUAUGCUUUUGAAGCAAUGAAUGAUUUACGGCUCUCAUUCGGCAAUGCCUCGCAAGUACAGCAUCAUGUUGUAUUUCUGCACCAUGCUGUAGCAUUUACCCUCAAGCUUUUCUUUGAAAAAGUAUUUUUAAACCUUGGAUUCUGCCGGAGAACAACUUUGGUCACCCACAUCUUCCCUACCUUCUGAUCAAGUUUUGGGCAUAUCUCAAAUCUCAAAGGUCCACGCUAUGAGUGUGCCUGUGCGCAAGAUGGACGCUAAAUCCACUUCAUUCAAGUCUACGACUAUGAAUCAAUAUGAGAAAGACAUAGAGUCUUUUCUUGUUCCUUCCUAUUACACAAAAAUCAACAAUACUUUCAGAAAGACAUUCCUUAGCAUUACAUACAGAACCAUUUCUGACAAUUCAACUCACAUUCAACAGAAAAACAUUCGACGCCGAAAUAUGUCUCACCUUUGGCUUGUCAAAGAAAAAAACCACUCUGACUAUGGUCUUAAAUGGCAGGAAGUGAUUGCUACCAAUCAAGCUCCCAAUGUCGUCCUCGGUCCACACAGCUAUCAUUAUCCCCCAAAGAAGAGCGUGUUUGCUGUUCAAGGUCCAAAAGAUCAGCCAUAUAUUCAAGACUUCGAAAACAACAUCCGCUUACCACUCCAAGAUUUUCUUGUCUCCCGGCUAUCUGAUUGUACAUGGACCUUGAACGUUCUCCGACUUGGCUUUGAGGGCAACAGAUAUGACAAUCCCAUUGUCAUUCAUCUAUUUGUUCAAACCCCAGACUACUUCCCCGACAAUGCGGACAAUUCUAUCAAGGUUCUGGAAGGCAUCGAGGAGGUUGUUUCCCAAAAUAAGAAGACCCUCGAAGAGGACGUAUCUCUUUAUACUCACUUCAACUCAUUCUUCAUCGACAUCUGCCAAAUUCAUGGCUCAACACUAACAGGCUCCAUACCGCAAAGAUAUGGAGAGAUUAAUCUCACUCAUAAUUUGGCAAACAUUUAUGAAGAAUACACUCCACGACCUGGUAUCUCGAUUGGGCGUGAAGAUUACACGAUUGCUUGCUCCUUGACUGGCUUCCUGAAACAAAAUGAUGACAUCUACAGUCUCACUUGCAGACAAGUUGCUUUUCCGGACGACAACUUUCGAUCUGAAUACAAAUAUCGAAAUGGAGAGGAAAAAUUGCAAGUAUCUAUACCCGCACUGAAGGAUCAUGUCGAGACCAAGAGAAGAUUGAAAUCUACUCUUGACAGUAUCGAAUUCGCAAUCAAAAAUUCAGCAUUUAAAGAUGCAGCGAAUAUUGAUAAAAAGUAUAGAAACGAAAUUCUUCGAAAGGCCGCUCUCAUUCGAUACAAUGACGCUGAAGACUACUGCCCUAAUGCUGGCUACGUUUCUGCUGCUCCAGAGGAACGGCGCAAAGUUCCUAGUUAUGUUGGAAAUCUCGAUUGGGCUAUCAUCCAUAAUGUUUGCGCUGCUCCCAGUAACACAUUACCCCAAGCAAGAUUUCUAAAGAACCUCAAAUCUCCAACUUGAUUCAAAGCAAACAAGAAGAAUGCCAGUGGUCAAACGAUGAAUGCAAAGCAUUUGAUUCGAAAUGCCAGAUGUUACAAGAUUCCGAGGAAUUUGUUAUCAAGCACCCCAGCCCAUCUUCGGUUCUUUGCACAAAUAAAGUCUACUUCAAGGCACCGAGUCCAACAUUGGAUUGGUUGGCAUGCGAAAUGAAUUGCUUCAAAAGCAUCCACCAUCGAGAAGGCCA